Molecule: messenger RNA, 1131 nt
Organism: Adineta ricciae
Lineage: Eukaryota; Metazoa; Rotifera; Eurotatoria; Adinetida; Adinetidae
Source: the annotation of a GenBank genome assembly
AUGACGAAAGCAAACAGUGAAUCACGAAGAACGCUGUCUAUUUACUGCUGUAAUUUAAAAAGAGAGAUCCUGUGUGGCAUACUAUUGAUUAUUAUUAUCGCAGCCAUCGUUGUAAGCGUUUUAAUUCCGACCGUUAUUGUCAAAAAGAAUAAAACUGGAUCUUCAUCAACAAUAACAACAACAACUACUGCUGCUGCGAGUAAACCAACCAUAAUAACAACAACGGAUCGAGCUGCGAUGUUUCAUAAUCAAGUGACUUAUUCAACUAAUUCUAAUCGACAAUCAAUUGCUGCGAUGGAUUUAAAUAAUGACGAUAUGCCUGAUAUUGUAGUUGCAAUGUUUGGAGGAUCCACAAUUAAUAUUUUCUUCAACACUCGAAAUGGUACUUUUAAUAAACGAAUGAGCUAUGCAACUGGCACUCAUCCACUCGGAGUAGCGUUAGGAGAUGUUACUGGUGAUAAUAAGGCUGAUAUUGUUGUUGCAAACAACGCAGAUUACACCGUUAGUGUUCUUCAUAAUGUGGGCGACGGUACCUUUCUGUCUCAAAGCACAUUCCUUGGUCAAACUGCUUACACAGCUGGUGCUUAUGCACAGGCGCCAAUAGUAGCCGACCUGAAUGAUGAUAAGAGACCUGAUAUAGUUGCCGUCAAUGGUGAUUCAAACACUACUAGUAUUUUCUUCAAUGCAGGUAAUGGUACGUUUCUAAAUCAAACUAUAUAUGCUGUUGGCUCUACACCAUCAUCAGUAGCUGUUUGUGAUGUUAACUUAGACACUAAACCUGAUAUUGUCGUUUUGAAUCAACGUUGGAAUAGCGUCAGUAUUCUCCUUAAUGUGGGCAAUGGUACAUUUCUCGACCAAAGAACAUAUACCGUUGGCAACAUGCCAAAUUCAUUAGCCAUCGCUGACAUGAACUUGGAUACGAAACCUGACAUUGUUGUAACCAACUGGGCUUCGCACACUAUCAGUGUGCUCCUCAAUGCAGGCAAGGGUACAUUUCCCAAUCAAAUCAGUUAUACAACUGGCAGACAUCCUGUCCCGUUAGCAGUGCUUAAUUUGAAUGGUGAUAACAAACCAGAUGUUGUUGUUGCCAACUCUGGUUCCAAUAAUAUCGGUGUUUUCUUGCAUCGUUAG